UAUUGACUUUCGAAAAUAUGAGGUUGCCGGAGAUGGAAUCAACGGCGUCGGCGAUCGGAGUAUCGAUUCCGGUGUUCCGUUUCUUACUCUGUUUCGUGGGCACUUUUCCUGUGAGUUUUCUUCAUCGAUUUGUUCCUUGUGUCAGUGGUAGGCAUUUCUACGCUGCCCUAUCAGGUGCUGUUUUGUCCUAUUUGUCGUUUGGGUUCUCCUCGAAUUUGCAUUUUUUGGUGCCGAUGCUUUUGGGCUAUGCUUCAAUGGUUUUAUGUCGACAUUAUUGCGGUAUCAUCACUUUCUUCCUCGCAUUCGGAUAUCUAAUUGGAUGCCAUGUGUACUACAUGAGCGGGGAUGCAUGGAAAAAAGGAGGAAUGGAUGCUACGGGAGCUUUAAUGGUUAUUUCGCUGAAAAUAAUUUCAAGUGUGAUCAAUUACCAAGAUGGAUUAUUGAAGGAGGAAGAUUUACGUGAGGCGCAAAAGAAAAAUCGUUUGCUAAAGUUGCCAUCAUUACUUGAGUACUUUGGUUAUUGUCUCUGUUGUGGAAGUCAUUUUGCUGGUCCAGUUUAUGAAAUGAAGGAUUAUCUUGAAUGGACAGAGAAAAAUGGUAUUUGGAAACCUUCAGACAAAGGACAGCCAUCGCCUUUUGGGGCAGCGUUAAGAGCUAUUCUUCAAGCAGCUCUGUGUAUGGGAUUGUAUAUGUAUUUGGUGCCUCUUUUCCCAAUUUCCAUGUUCUUGGACCCAACGUACCAAGAAUGGGGUUUCUGGACGCGGUUGGGUUACCAAUAUAUGGCUAGCUUUACUGCACGGUGUAAAUAUUAUUUCAUAUGGUCAAUCUCGGAAGUUGCUAUCAUCAUAUCUGGCUUCGGUUUCAGUGGUUGGGCAGACAUGACUAAUCCACCAAAAGCACAAUGGGACCGUGCUAUAAAUGUCGACAUAUUGGGUGUUGAGCUUGCAAAGAGCUCAGUUCAAAUACCUCUUGUAUGGAAUAUUCAAGUUAGCACCUGGCUGAGGCACUAUGUAUAUGAGAGACUUAUACAGAAGGGAAAGAAGCCUAGUUUCAUCCAGUUGCUAGUCACACAGACUGUUAGUGCUGUAUGGCAUGGGUUAUAUCCCGGGUACAUCAUAUUCUUUGUUCAAUCUGCUUUGAUGAUUGCUGGAUCAAGAGUCAUUUAUAGAUGGCAGCAAGCUACAAGUAAUAUUCAGUUUCAGAAGACGCUGGUAUUCACGAACUUUGUAUAUACACUGCUAGUUCUCAACCACUCUGCUGUUGGAUUCAUGGUACUAAGUCUGCAUGAAACACUUACAUCUUAUGGAAGUGUAUACUAUAUUGGAACUAUUAUACCAAUUCUAGUGAUCUUGCUUGGUAAAAUGAUUCAGCCAGCAAAACCAGUAAGAUCUAAGGCAAAAAAGGAUGAAUGAGUCAGAAUCUGAUUUUUGGAAAAUUGGUUUUUAGAGUUCUUGGUGGACGAGUUAGAGCUGUUCUUCCCAUUACUUAAUUUAUUAUUUUUUUGAUUUGUAGAAAUCAUUAGUUUUGAUA
Solanum stenotomum is the source of this 1530-nucleotide messenger RNA. RefSeq names its product lysophospholipid acyltransferase 1-like. Gene Ontology annotation, molecular function: acyltransferase activity. Gene Ontology annotation, biological process: phospholipid biosynthetic process; lipid modification; triglyceride biosynthetic process. The record is from RefSeq and is a predicted model, not a curated record. Gene Ontology annotation, cellular component: membrane; endoplasmic reticulum. The transcript is spliced from 8 exons. The coding region runs from base 18 to 1412 and encodes 464 amino acids. NCBI's taxonomy places the organism in Eukaryota, Viridiplantae, Streptophyta, Magnoliopsida, Solanales, Solanaceae.